Messenger RNA from Sardina pilchardus (European sardine), 2897 nucleotides. RefSeq names its product adenosine deaminase domain containing 1 (testis-specific) (gene adad1). Gene Ontology annotation, molecular function: double-stranded RNA adenosine deaminase activity; double-stranded RNA binding; tRNA-specific adenosine deaminase activity. Gene Ontology annotation, cellular component: nucleolus; cytoplasm. Lineage: Eukaryota; Metazoa; Chordata; Actinopteri; Clupeiformes; Clupeidae. The record is from RefSeq and is a predicted model, not a curated record. Gene Ontology annotation, biological process: RNA processing; adenosine to inosine editing. The coding region runs from base 139 to 1818 and encodes 559 amino acids. The transcript has a single exon.
GCUGUUUGUUUUCUUGAGUUUCGCGCGCCGUGGUGCAUUGUGGGUCAAUACGUCAUUCAAGACGUGAUGGGAAUUGAUUGAAAACCAUCACACUAAACUUCACAUACUAGCAGGUAGUGGUAUUGAGCUUUGUCGAAAAUGAGUCGAGGUGGACUAAAUCCUUCAUCCAGGACUCCAAGCUUUGCCAGUGUUCUUCAAAAGAAUAUUAAUGGACAGACUGGGCAUAACAUGCUCUCAAGUGUUCCCCAAACCAAUGUCACCUCUGAGGGAUUUUCACGAGAACGCUACAAUGCUAAGCCAAAAGUUGGGGUUGCUGAGCUAGUAGCGAGAUAUAAAAGAGGACAAACAAAUCCUAUAUCAGCAUUGCACCAGUUGUCUCAGACGCUGGGCUUUCAACUGGAUUUGAAAGAAACAGUCACCACAGGUAAUGUCACAACUUUAUAUUUCGCAUACUGUGCCGUGAUUGAUGAUGUGGAAUACAAGACGGGUAUGGGAGUGACUAAGAAGGAGGCUAAGGCAAAAGCUGCUCAGCUUGCAUUGCAGGACUUCCUACCCAUGUUAGAAAACCAAGGAGUACUCAAUGGUGGUGUUGGAAGAGUACCAGGGCCUCCCCCCUUACCUGUGAAAGAAGAACCUCAGCCUGCCACUUCAGAGGUACAUUCAGGGAUGUUGGUCCACGAGAGGAAGAAGAAUCCUUUGGAAGAGCAAAUUCGAAAUGCUGUGAAUGAGUCCAUCUCAAAAUUGCUGGACAUGUGCCCUGAGUUUUCAGGUUGUGGGAGCACAGUGGCCGCAUUUGUAGCCCAGUCAUCUUCAGGUUACGAGGUGGUGGCCUUGGGAACUGGCAGUUACAAUACUAAAGAAAGCAUCACAUCAAAUGGGCGAAUUCUCCAUGAUUCCCAUGCCGUUGUAACAGCACGUCGAUCACUCCUGAGGUAUCUCUACAGGCACCUGCUGCUCUUCUACAGCACAAACAGCCAUCUGCAGGAGAAGUCGAUAUUCCAACAAGAUGAGAAGACCAAGCUGCUCAGCCUAAAGAGUGACGUCAAACUGCACCUGUACAUGAACCAGCUUCCCAAAGGAGCCGCUCAAAUCCCACCACACCUACGGCUGAAUCCACUGUCCAUGUCUGCGUGGGAAGUGAACAACCAGAUCAGCCUACAUGUGACCAUUGAGGGGAAGGUCUUCUCUGUCUUCUCCUCCACAGUCGACCAGAUCUCCUCAAAGGUGGUCAGUAUGUCCACCACAGACAAGAUCACCCAGUGGCAAGUUCUGGGCUUCCAAGGGUCUCUCCUCAGUCACUUCAUGGAGCCAGUGUAUGUCAGCAGCAUUCUCAUCGGGGAUGACAGUUGCAGCAACCCUCGGGGCAUGGAGAUCGCUGUGAACCAGCGUGUGGAUGGCAUUACCACAAAGCUGCCGAUUUACUACUGUGUCCACCGGCCUCACAUCAGCCUGGUAGCCAACAUCACAUCCGCUAGUUGGCCCACUGCUCAGCGCGCUCUCAGCAUCAACUGGAGUCAAGGUGACGUCUCCCUGGAAGUGGUCAACGGUCUCGAGGGCAAAACCGUCGAGGAGUCUCCGUUCAAGAGUGGCCCGGCCCUGGCCAGCCGUCUGUGCAAAGCCGCCAUGUUGAGUCGCUUCAACUUGGUGGCCAAAGAGGCACAGAGAAAUGACCUUGUUUGCGCUGCGUCCUACAGGGAGGCCAAGAUGAUGGCGAAACCCUAUCAGGAGGCCAAGAGUGUCUUCAAGUCGUACCUGGCUCAGAAAGGCUUUGGAUCGUGGGUGGAGAAACCUUCUGUCAGCGAGCACUUCAGCAUGUGAGAUCUCUACAUUUCAUGCUAAAAGCAUUAUGGUCCAAAAUGUAUCUUGUUUACAUUAUUUUGUGUGAAGAUACACACGAAACCAGAACACUAUAAAAACCAACAGUAAGGCGUAGGAGAGGUUUGUUGUCCUUUUCCUCAUGGAAAUACUUUGUUUUAUUACAUUUUUGAAGAGGUUUUGUUUAAUUGAAAUAACUGUUCGACUGCACUGGUUUUCUUUGUACUUUAUAAUUUAUAAUUACUUAUAUUCCUUGUCCAUUCUAUUAGUUCAUAGAUAGUUCAGAUCUAAAGUGCCCUAUUGGCUGAUGUCAACGUUUGCUGGAGGAAGAAAUUGGGAGAAAUGGUUUUCAAAAUACUGUCUACAAGAUGAUGCAAAUGUGUGUUUUAUUUUUGACUUGUUUGUAAUUGGCAGGAGGCCCAGUAAUUUGUCUGAGCUCAUCUAGUGUAUCCUGUCCUACAUACAUAUACAUAUAUUUUUUCUGUUGAAGGUUACUACAGAUAGGUAUUGCUUCAAAAGCAGUAACAGCAACACCAAAUAUUUUCAUUUAUUUUGGUAUUUAUCUUAAUAUAUAGAUAGAUUAUAGAUAGAUAGAUAGAUUGAUGCAGUUUGUUAAGAGUCCUCUUGCAUCUCGCUCUGAUCUUCCUUCCUGGUCUGGGCCUUGUACCUUUAGUGUUCACUUAUUCCACGAUUCAUGUUCAUCUGUGAAGUAUUCCAAACAUAGGUUUCAUCAUUUGAGGGAUGGAAGAUGCCUUUUUGUAAUCAGACAUUCUCUUUUGCUCUCAGUGUUAAAAUACCACCUAAGGUCAGAAUGGUCAUUAAGUUGCUGUUUUUGGCCUAACUGGACAGUCUUACGUACAUUUUGUGUUUGCACUGUUACUCCUUUGAUUAACAUAAAAAUAAAUUGUCUGCUUGGUUGACUACAAAAAAUAAUAAAGUCCAUUCAGGCUUUCUGUGAACAUGUUUAGACCACUAUGCUGCCCUGCUUGAUUCAUUUAUCAUUCCUUACUUAACCUCUAUGGCAGAAUAUUAUUAUUAGUAUAGAGACUUUUCUAUUGUUGAACCAAGAUUCAACAUGUAAC